Molecule: messenger RNA, 3282 nt
Organism: Electrophorus electricus (electric eel)
Lineage: Eukaryota; Metazoa; Chordata; Actinopteri; Gymnotiformes; Gymnotidae
Gene: mmp2
Product: matrix metallopeptidase 2
Biological process (GO): collagen catabolic process; response to hypoxia; proteolysis
Cellular component (GO): extracellular matrix
Molecular function (GO): metalloendopeptidase activity; zinc ion binding
Source: RefSeq, a predicted model, not a curated record
CGCGUUCUUCCAGAAAGCGGGUUGGGGCGCGCUGCUGUGUGUAAAAACUGCGUGUGCAAGCACAGCUGCUUUUUGCCGAGCUCGUGGUCGGGAUGUGAAGAGAACACGCAGUGCACGCGGAAAAAAACAAAAAAAAAACACCCUACUUGGACCUCAAGAGCGCGCGCGGCGUGCAGCCUUGCUGAAGAGGCUCCUCAGACGUCCCAGUUCGGAUCUUUGCAGCGGAAUUAAAAUGAGAUGCUCCAGGUUCUUCGGCUGCAGGCAUCUGGUGCUCAAAGCUGUGAUUGUGCAGUUCCUCGCUGUUCUGGAAACUUUCUCCGCGCCGUCGCCCAUUAUUAAGUUCCCCGGAGAUGACACUGUCCCGCGGACGGACAAAGAAGUAGCGCUGCAAUAUCUGAACACGUUCUAUGGAUGUCCUCAAGACCGCUGCAACCUGAUGGUUCUGAAGGACACACUGAAGAAGAUGCAGAAGUUCUUUUCUCUUCCAGAAACAGGAGAAAUUGACCAGAAGACGGUGGAGAUCAUGAAGAAGCCACGAUGUGGAGUUCCAGAUGUGGCUAAUUACAACUUCUUCCCCACAAAGCCAAAGUGGGAAAAGAACGAGAUUACAUACAGGAUACUGGGCUACACCAUUGAUCUGGAUGAGGAGACAGUUGAUGAUGCAUUCUUCCGUGCCUUCAAAGUCUGGAGUGACGUCACACCUCUCAGCUUCACGCGCAUCAUGGACGGAGAAGCUGAUAUCAUGAUCAACUUUGGCCGAAAUGAACAUGGCGAUGGUUAUCCGUUUGACGGGAAGGAUGGUCUCUUAGCCCACGCGUUUGCUCCUGGCCCUUCCAUUGGAGGAGACUCCCAUUUCGACGACGACGAACAGUGGACUCUCGGAGAUGGCCAAGUUGUAAAGGUGAAGUUUGGUAAUGCGGAAGGGGAAUUCUGCAAAUUUCCGUUCCUCUUCAUGGGUAAGGAAUACACCAGCUGUACGUCCCAGGGGCGAGACGAUGGCUUCCUCUGGUGCUCCACCACUUACAACUUUGAUGAGGAUGGGAAAUAUGGCUUCUGCCCGCACGAGCUGCUGUUCACAAUGGCUGGAAAUGCACAAGGAGCACCGUGCAAGUUUCCCUUCACAUUCCAAGGGAGCAAAUAUGACAGCUGCACUACCUCAGGCCGAGAUGAUGGGUACCGCUGGUGUGCCACCACUGAGGACUACGAUAAGGACAUGGCCUACGGCUUCUGCCCCGAGACUGCCAUGUCGACGGUGGGCGGGAACUCAGAGGGCGCUCCCUGCGUCUUCCCCUUCACCUUCCUGGGCAAAACCUACGAGUCCUGCACCACGUCCGGCCGCAACGACGGGAAAAUGUGGUGCGCCGUCACCAAAAGCUUCGACGAUGACCGCAAAUGGGGUUUCUGUCCUGACCAAGGCUACAGUCUGUUCUUGGUGGCCGCCCAUGAGUUUGGCCACGCUCUGGGCCUGGAGCACUCCCAGGACCCUGGGGCCCUCAUGGCUCCAAUCUACACCUACAGCAAGCACUUCAGGCUCUCUGCUGAUGACAUCAAAGGCAUACAGGAACUGUAUGGUGUGCCCACAGACAAGCCCCUCCCACCCACCAUGGGCCCAGUCACCCCUAUGGAUAUCUGCAGUGAGAACAUCAUUUUUGAUGCAGUAGCCCAGAUCAGAGGAGAGACCUUCUUCUUUAAGGACAGGUUCCUGUUCAGGUCAGCCAGUGUUAACAGUAAGCCUACAGGCCCCAUGCUGGUGGCCACGUUCUGGAGUGACCUUCCUGAGAAGAUAGACGCAGCCUACGAAAACCCUCUGGAGGAAAAGACAGUGUUCUUUGCAGGUGACGAGGUGUGGGUGUACACAGCCAGUACCCUGGAGAAGGGCUUUCCUAAGAAGAUCUCCUCCCUGGGUCUACCAUCAGACCUCUACCACAUAGAUGCAGCCUACUCAUACCACAAGAGCAAGAAGACUUACCUGUUCUCUGGAGACAAGUUCUGGAGGUACAAUGAAGCCAAGAAGAAAAUGGAUCCCGGAUUUCCCAAACUCAUUUCCGAUUACUGGAAUGGUAUUCCUGAUGACCUGGAUGCAGCGUUCAGUAUGAACGGGAACGGUCAUAGCUACUUCUUCAAAGACUCUCACUAUCUCAAAAUGGACGAGAGCCUGAAGAUCAUCAAGGUGGGAGAGGUGAAAACAGACUGGCUGCGUUGCUGAGCAACAGCACUGCCUUCGUGAUGUGUAGGUGCUCGGUGAUAGCCUCUGACCUCGGAUCAGCAUGUUCUGUUCCGCCACAGGGCCCUUUUGCCUAAUGAUAGCACUCAGACUGUAUCAGAGUGUUGUCUCCUUUAAUUCCCGGUGAGUACUUACAUCUUGGUGAAUGCUAGGUCUUAGCUAGCCUGUGAGGGUUUAUCUUAGUCAGUAGACUCAGGUUGUUGUUGUUGUUGUGUUGUUGUUGUUCUUGUUCUUGUUCCACGUUGGACUGGGCCUAAAACCUGAGCAUUCAUUAAAAAAAAAAAAACAUUUUUUAUCGCUAUACUGUGUGAUAUUUGCUGUUUAUUUUCAAUGAUAAAGGUUUCCUUUUUUAAUAUCAGGCCUCCUUAAAUGAAAUUGUUUGUGUAUUACCACAUUUGCAAAGACAUCAGGUAUGUCCCAUCUAAACAGUCAUCCAGUAAUGUUUGGUUGUAAUAUAGUUAUUUUUAAAGAAAAUGAAUUGAUUCAAGUAGGACUGCAAAAAAAAAAAAAAUGCAUUUAUGAAAACAGUUUGAGCAGAAAAUGUCCUUGCUGUUUUGAAAAGUAUUAAUAAAAAUGCCUAAAAUAUGUUUUUUUAGAUGGACAGUUGGACAAAAAAAAAAAGGAAUUUGAUGCAGUAUUUUGUGAGGUUUUUUAUUUGAAAAUGUAUAUCAGAUACAAGUUGUGUACUGUUUUACAUUCUACAAGGACGUGCACUUUAGUACAUUAACACUAAAUGUGUUCUACAGCAACACAGAGACCAAACAUAUCAGUAGCACAGCUUUUGUGAUUUGUUCUGCUUCACGUCAGUGUUUGACUUCUUUCAUGGGACUGGGUGAUACAGGGCACAGGCUGCCUGAGACUGUAUAGGGGUUUGUUGCAUGAUGGACUCAUGACAAGAAAGUAUCAUGAAAAUACUGAUUAAUCCUACGUUCUAUUAUUUGUACCUUUUGAGUUGGCAUUAUAAUAUUUUUUUUCUUAUUUGCUUUAUGCACUUUGUCACUUCAUGUAAUUCAGAAAAUUCUGAAAAAUAAAGACUGCCCUGUAGCCCCUAUGUAAAA